Anthostomella pinea is the source of this 693-nucleotide messenger RNA. Lineage: Eukaryota; Fungi; Ascomycota; Sordariomycetes; Xylariales; Xylariaceae. The record is from the annotation of a GenBank genome assembly.
AUGAAGCUCAACAUCUCCUACCCUUCCAAUGGCAGCCAAAAGCUGGUCGAGAUCGAAGAUGAGCGAAAGCUCCGAGACUUCAUGGAGAAGCGCAUGGGCCAGGAAGUCCCCGGUGACAACCUCGGCGACGAGUUCAAGGGCUACAUCUUCCGCAUUACCGGCGAGCAGGGUGUCAUGCACCCGACUCGUGUCCGACUCCUCCUCGCCGAAGGCCACUCCUGCUACCGACCCCGCCGCACCGGAGAGCGCAAGCGCAAAUCGGUCCGUGGCUGCAUCGUCGGCAUGGACCUGUCCGUCCUCGCCCUCUCCAUCGUCAAGCAGGGCGACAGCGAGCUCCCCGGCCUGACCGACGUCGUCCACCCCAAGCGCCUCGGUCCCAAGCGCGCCACCAAGAUCCGCCGCUUCUUCGGUCUCAGCAAGGAUGACGAUGUCCGAAAGUACGUCAUUCGACGUGAGGUCCAGCCCAAGGGUGAGGGCAAGAAGCCGUACACCAAGGCUCCCAAGAUCCAGAGACUGGUUACCCCCCAGCGCCUCCAGCACAAGCGCCACCGAAUCGCGCUCAAGCGCAGACAGUCCGAGAAGGUCAAGGACGAGGCCAACGAGUACGCUCAGCUCCUCGCCAAGCGUGUUUCCGAUGCUCGUGCCACCCGGGCCGACGCUCGCAAGAGAAGAGCAAGCUCCAUGCGCAAGUAG